AUGGGUGGACAAUGGCAAGCAUUUCAAAACUAUUUACUUAGAGGUGCUGAAGAGGAAGAACAUAAGAUGGACCAAGGCAUUUUUUCAACAGGAAAGCAGGUUCAAGGAAAAAGAAGACCGAAUAGAGCCGGUGAAGACCCUUUAGUUUCUGGUGGACGAGAAAUGGGUCAAUACAAAGAAAGGAAUACAACUAACAUGCAUGAAAGUGGAGGUCGCAUGCUUAAAGCACCAUCAAAUGAUCAUUCUUUGAUUUCGAAAAAUGGUGAUCAUUCGGUUGAUGGCAGGAUUCUCAUUGAUGGUUUACAUUAUAUGGAAGCAGAUGGCAGGAGGGUAUAUAGGAGUUCUAUGAAUGAUGACUUUAUAGUAGAUAAACAAAAGAAUCAGUCGGAUUUUAUGAAUUCACACUUGGAUCCGUUGGCUGUUAAUGGGUUCGAACGUUCAUUGAAUAAGACAGAUGAUGACUCCUACAUAGUUCCUUUCAGGUCAACCUCAGUCACUCAAGUUGAAACUGAUAAUCGCAAUGCUAUCAAUAUGGAUUCUGAGUUCUCGUUGUCACUUCAGAAAGCAGGAACUACAUCUAACAGGGUCGGAAGUCAUGUCAAUUAUGAAACAAAAGAUUUAACUUUGAUGCCUCAGCGAGGAACAGAAAUGGGGUCGAUUGGUUAUGAUCCUGCUUUGGACUAUGAAAUGCAAGCUCGCGCUGUAAAUGGUACUUCAUUGGAUAAGCAAAAUAAAGAGGGCAUGAAGGGGUCUAAAAAGCCGGACAUCCGAAAACCGAAACUUAUUGCUGAUCCUUUGGAUAAAAAGAAGACCGUAGGGCCGAUAAGGAAAGAAAAGCCUUCAAAAAUGAGUCCUUUAGAUGAAGCGAAAGCCCGGGCUGAAAGGCUAAGAAACUAUAAGGCUGAUCUUCAGAAAAUGAAGAAGGAGAAACAAGAGGCGGAGAUUAGACGACUCGAAGCAUUGAAGAUGGAAAGACAAAAGAGAAUUGCUGCUAGAAGCAGUUCCUCUAUUCCUGCUCAGUCGUCUAUGGCUGCACAAAGCAGAAAACAGAUGCCGUUGAAACUUUCCCCGAGCUCUCAUAAGGGAUCAAAGUUUACUGAUGCUGAGCCUGGAUUGUCAUCGCCACUACAAAGAUCCAUCCGGACUCCUCCUGUGGGAUCACCUGCUUCUCUUAAGACCCCCAAACCGAGCAAAUUGAACACCGGAACCAACUCCAGAGCAAAUAAAGUAAGCAAGUCAGCUCCAUCACUGCCCGUACUGAAGAAAGACACCAGCAGUGUAACGCCCGAUGCAAAGGCAACUAUGGCAAGGAUUAGGAGAUUAUCAGAGCCGAAGAUAAAUGGCAGUACACGUGUUCCUUCAGUGAAGCCAGGGAACUCGGAGCCAUCAUCCAAAAAAGUAUUUCGAAGGCCUGAAAGCAGAAAAAUAUCAGCAAUUGUGAACUAUGAUAACAAGCUCAAAAUUAAGAUAACUAAAGCCCCCGAUAUUACCCCCAGCAAGUCCAGAGGAAAUGAAAUGACUCAGAAGGUGAAUGGAAGUAUUUCUUCUACCAUUGAUGUUAAAAACCCAGACAAAGUUUCAUACGACGUCAACAGGGAUGAUGGAACAGUGAUUGAGAAAACCAUUGUGAUGCUUGAACGUGAGAAGCCCUCUGUUCCAACAAUAAACUCAUCAGAAGGAACUGCAACAGUACAGAAGGGAUAUGAUGGCUUUAAUAAAAUAGGGAGGAAAACCGAGAAGAUGGUUUCGGAUUAUGCUGCCCCUCGUGCUCCGGUUUCAUCUGUUGACACACUUGAUAAAAUACACUGGAUACAACAAAGAUCACUAGCUUAUGAGGUUCAAAAGGUUAAUGCGAGUAACACCAAGAAGGAAUUAUCGAAAGUUACAAGUUCCAGUGUUACCGGGAAACCUGAUGAAGGCCCAUUUGCUCGGGUCUCUUCUUCGGAACCUCCACAAAGUGAAGUUCCGGAGAACAGUAGAGCAUCUCCAACAAGAUUGCAGGCUACAGUGACAGAGUCCGAGAGUGUUAGAGCUCGUGUAGCUGAUUCUAAGAACUUGAAACUAGAAAUUAUUCCUGAAGUGUCGGAUAAGCUUCAGGUAAAGGAGUCAUCCAAAGGGUUUUGGCGUCUGUUAAAGUUCGGAAAAAAGAAUCAUAGCUCAGCGACAAGCGAACCUUGUAUCAAAUCAGAUGGUGUCAUUAUUAACGGUUCUCUGGCUGAUGAGUUGGUUGCGAACCACGGCUCAUCUAGUAAAGUUCGUACAUUGAAGAAUCUUCUCUCUCAGGAUGAAAAUCCAACAGCCAGCAUUACUCCGAAAAAAGUCUGCUCUGUCGUUUUCUCUAUUGUCACCAUUCAAAAGCAAGACCAGUGAGAAUAAGUUGACGGCUUAAAGAUGAAGUGUCUCAGUUGUCUCCAUUUAAAUGGAUUUCCUUUUUAAUUUAUACUGAAAAAAGGUU
Messenger RNA from Hibiscus syriacus, 2455 nucleotides. RefSeq lists its product as uncharacterized. The transcript has 6 exons. The record is from RefSeq and is a predicted model, not a curated record. The coding region runs from base 1 to 2370 and encodes 789 amino acids. Lineage: Eukaryota; Viridiplantae; Streptophyta; Magnoliopsida; Malvales; Malvaceae.